CACCGUAUGGGAGUGGUUUCUUAGAAUCGAAUGAAUCCUGCUGAAUGUAAGGUUUUUCAAUUCCUGUAGCCGAACUAUUACUUUGUCAAGUCAAAAGGGUUUAAGGGAACACUAUUAGCGCUUAUUUUGUCUAACAAAUCACUGCCGCUGGAUGGUUGGUGAUUCAUAAGUUGCGUUCCCCUAACAUGUGCUGUGUCUGACGAGGCUGACCCGUGCUGCCGAGACCCUCAGGAAGACCAUGCUGUCCCUCCUGCUGCCCACUCUGCUUGCUGUGCAAGCUCUCGCUGUCCUGGAAGUGUAUGUCCCAGAGCUGCCAGUGGUGGCGCUGUAUGGCAUGGACACCACCCUCAACUGUUCCUUCAGCCACGCCUCUCCCUUCAACCUGUCUGACCUCAGUGUCUUCUGGCAGCUGACGGACACCAAGCGCAGUGUGCACAGCUACUGGGCUAGCCAGGACCAGCUGGCAGACCAGGUAGAGCACUACGCCAACCGCACCAGCCUGUACCCCUCUCAGCUGGGCGAGGGCAACGCUUCGCUCCUCUUGAGAGGGGUCCGGGUGGCCGAUGAGGGUAGCUACACCUGCUUCGUCAGGGUGAAGGACUACGGAAGUGCAGCCCUACUGCUCCAGGUAGCAGCCCCCUACUCCAAGCCUCUGGUGACCCUGGAGCCAGACUCCAACCUGCGGCCGGGUGACGAGGUGGCGCUGACCUGCGUGGCGUACGGUGGCUACCCUGAGGCUGACGUACUGUGGCAGGACGGGGGCGGGCACAACCUGACAGACAACGUCACCACCUCCCUGGUGGCCAAUGAGGAGGGGCUGUUCAGCAUGCUCAGUGUCCUGACUGUCACCCUGGAGCCCAAUAGCACUUACAGCUGCAGACUGACCAACCCAUUAUUGGGCGAGGACGGCCACGCCUCCGUCACCAUCACAGGUCAGAACAUGGUGUUUCCCCCGGUGGCUCUGUGGGUGACGGUGGGCCUGGCUGUGUGUCUGCUGGGUCUGCUCAUCGCCCUGGCUGCAGUCUGCCGUAGGAAGAUCAAGGAGAGCUGUGAGGAGGACAGAGCAGCCAAGGAGCUUGAAGAGGCCAAAGAGCUGCAGGAAGAGGAGCAGUCUAAGACAGCCAUGACCCCCCUGAAAAGCUAAAGACAAAAGAACACAGCAGUGAGGAGGCAGACGGUGAGACAGCGAUGAGUCUUAUAUUUAAUCCCACUACACCUAUCCAUCAACGGAGAGACUGGUUCCACUGUCUCCUACCCACACAGUUUCCAGUCCUUACUGAGCUGACAAUGAGUCCAUCAUACCCAUCCCUACAGGACCACUUCCUCCUGGGCUUCCAAAAAGACAUAAACCCAUCAUGUCCUAUUACAGCACUCUACAUUUCCCUUCCCCUGCUACUCCUUCGAUUAACAAAGUAUAUGAACGCGGGUGUGGAGUCAUAUUCAUUUCUAUGUAAUAGGCUAAAGAGAAGCUCCACUUGAAGGCCAUUGGAUUUGACAGACUCCCUGUCUCGAACCUGGACAACAUUUUCUCUUCACUAUGUAUCGAGGUAGGAAGUUUGAGAGGCCCAGAAUCUCAUUUCUAAUAGGAAGUGAACAGCUUAAGAGAUGACCAAGCUGAGGCUGCCAUCUGCGUCUCCCUAGCUGCCUACCUGCCAGAGACAGAGUGUAGCUGUGUAACUCUCCAUUUACUCCUCGACUCACUAAUUAAUGGUUGCCCGUGGAGUAACUUGUACCUGUCAGUGUCUACCGCUCUCGUAUAUUCAGUAACUUGGGGGAAUUGAAAUUGAAUGCCAGCUAAGCUCGAACAAACUGCAAAUGGUGCAUGGGAUACACCCUGGUUCUCUCAGUGACCUGACAGCAGCGUUAUAUGUAAGGUUUUUAAUGAACAUGGACUCUUCUCAGCUACUCUUGACUGCCAAGGUGGAAUGUUUUAUGAAUUCAAGAUGGAGGCUGGAAGGCUGGGUGGGUGAUUGUAUAAGUUCUGUUACAGUAUACAGGUACUCGAGCAGGUCCUUGUGCCAAAUGUUAAUGUGCGUAUAAAUGCCAAAGCCGUCCAUAAAAGAACCCAGUGCCGAUUCGCAUUAAAGAGACAUGGUGAAAAUGUUCCCGAGCGGUCACUGGUAAUUAUUGCGUCCAUUUCCAGGGCCACUGCAUGUGUGUUCAUGGAGAACAAGGUCCACUCUAUUACACAUAUCUCCUUACCCAUGGGAUUAGCCACACUGCUCACAAUUCAUACCUCCACUUCUCCAUUAGAGCUGAUUUAUCUGCAGACGACACUCCUCUACAUAAUGAGGAAAACAAGAAUAAUGGUGAAAAGUAAUACAAAUCUUUCAUUUACAUGUGGAUCUAGCCGGACGUGUUAAAUUGCCAGUUACGCUCUCACGUUCUUAGGGACUUGCAGAUGCUUAUUCAUCCCAAACAUCUUAGUUGUUUGAAUAAUGAAUUUCCUCCAGGAGUAUUUGCUACUGCCGUGUGUGAAAUAAGUGGCUGCGGUUGGGCUGGUGGAACAGACAGGCUGGCUGUCUCUGAGAGGUAGGAAAGGAAGCCCCCCCCCCAAACCCAUCACUAUUCCUUCUAAGCUGGAUGAAGCUGUUGCUCAAACCGAAGGCUGUGCUUCCAAAUCCACAUCUCUCUCUCGCUCUCUGUACAGUAGCCCUUGACCUUGCCAUGUGUCCUCAUGGCCCAGACACCCGCUUGAAAUUAAAUUACAGAUUAGUGGCUUCAGCUCCUUGGAAGGGUUUAUUUGGUUGCCCCCUCUCUGUGUCACUCUCAUUCUCCCAUUCAGGAGCAUUGAGGAAAUGUCAUGGGAUUUAAGAAAGAAAAUGCCAGCCUUGAAACAGCUUCUACUUCAAAGUCUAUUCUAUGUUGCCUGGCCUCCCUAAAUUCAGGAUGUCUGCAAGGAGUUCUAAAUCUUACAGGUGAGGAAUAGGGGGCAGAUGGCAUGUGGUGAUUACUGUGCUAGAAUGAGUAACGAACAGGGGACACGGAAACCAAAACUCAUACAUUUUUAUUUAUUUAUUUCAUACAAACGUCUUCAGACUUCAAUGUCUCUGUAAGUUUGGCCUUCUCCCAUCAAUUCCAUCAAGCGUAGAUGGAGCAUGAACUCUACACCAGACUCAAUGACUGGUCCUGUCACUGAGUGCUUCUUUAGACACUGUUGUUGCACCUUGAGAUUGAAAAAUCAUUCUAGCGAGACAAGUGGACCAAACGCCGAGCCCUCAUUCAUUUGGAAGACUGUCACACAUAGCACAAUGCUGUAAUUUCAAAUCACUUUCACUUCCACUCUGUAGGUUCUGUGAUUUUUGGCAAAUCAGAAUGGCUUGUUAGCCCUAUAAAUUAUCCACUUCCCUUCAUAUUGAGGUGGAUUCUCAGUCACUCCUCAAGUAUAUAACUCAUCAUGUCAGAGUCUGGCCUCUUUUCAUUGGGAAGUAGGUUUCUUUGAAUGUGCCAACAGAGAAGCUACCCCACAGGGCAAACACUGGUUGAAUCAACAUUGUUUCCAUGUCAUUUUAACCUAAAAAAAAUCCAUCUGAUGACUUUGAAUCAACGUGGAAAACUAAUUAGAUUUGCAAAAAGUCAUCACAUAACCCAAUUUUUUACCAAAAUAGAAUGAAAUUUUUUGUUGUUGAUUUCACACUGAAUUCCCGUUAGUUAACAACUCAACCAAAUGCAAAUCAAAGUUAGACAUUGAACGGAUGUCUGUGCCCAGUGUGUACUGUACUGUAGAGACACUUUCAAAUCAAAAUUACUCACUGUAAACAUAUUUGCAUCAAGUGCUUUUCUAGAGUCCGGAGUAGGUAGCCAGAUUUUUUGUUCUAUUGUGUUGUUAGGAAUAAGUGGAAAGUUAACCUGAAUGUCACAGUUUGUUGAGCAAUGGAGAAAAACUCACAGCCGACAUUUGAAACUGUAUAGUUCUCCUCUCACCAGGGGGAUUGAGUUGUGUAUUUAGUAUGGAGAAAGAAAGCAAUCAAUAAAACAGCUGUUGGUAACCAAGG
Molecule: messenger RNA, 3995 nt
Organism: Oncorhynchus masou masou (cherry salmon)
Lineage: Eukaryota; Metazoa; Chordata; Actinopteri; Salmoniformes; Salmonidae
Product: CD276 antigen-like
Exons: 8
Coding region: 239-1144 (301 amino acids)
Biological process (GO): regulation of cytokine production; T cell receptor signaling pathway
Cellular component (GO): external side of plasma membrane
Molecular function (GO): signaling receptor binding
Source: RefSeq, a predicted model, not a curated record